This is a messenger RNA of Quercus lobata, 2679 nucleotides long. RefSeq names its product receptor-like protein EIX2. Gene Ontology annotation, molecular function: protein binding. NCBI's taxonomy places the organism in Eukaryota, Viridiplantae, Streptophyta, Magnoliopsida, Fagales, Fagaceae. The record is from RefSeq and is a predicted model, not a curated record. The transcript has a single exon. Bases 1 to 2679 code for a protein of 892 amino acids.
AUGGCUGCCUCUUUUGCAACUCAUCAUGUGCUUUUCUUAGUAUGGUUCCUUUCCGUUACCUUCAGUUUAAGCUUCUUCUUCUUCAAAGCAGAGUCAAUCUCAAGUGUCUCUUGCAGUAAAAAAGACAAGCAAGCCCUUCUAACGCUCAAACGUGGUCUCACUGAUCAUGGACGCGUCCUGUCAUCCUGGUCUGACCAUAAAGAUUGCUGUAUGUGGGACGGAGUUUUCUGUGACAAUAAAACUGGCCGAGUCACUGAGCUCCACCUCAAUUAUCCAAUGAGGUUAGGCGGUGAGAUUAGUGGUUCGUUGAUCCAAUUAGAACAUUUGAAUUACUUGAAUUUGAGUUACAAUGACUUUAAUUGUACUCCGAUCCCAUCUUUCCUUGGUUCAAUGUACAGUCUCACACAUCUUGAUCUCUCAGGCGCUAACUUCUGUGGAAUCAUUCCUCAUCAGCUUGGUAACCUUUCAAGCCUUCGCUAUCUGUCUCUUGGAAAUAAUUCUGAACUUUAUGUAGAUAACCUUCGUUGGAUGUCUGGUCUCUCUGCCAUUCAAUACCUUGAACUAAGUGAUGCUGACCUUCACAAAGAAGUUGAUUGGCUUCAAAUAAUGAGUAAGUUCCCAUCUCUUUCGGAGCUAUACUUGUUUAAUUGUCAGCUUGAUAGCCUGAAUCCAUCUCUUGGAUUUGUCAAUUUCACGUCUCUUCGAGUCCUUGAUCUUUCUAAAAAUCAUUUCAAUCAUGAGAUACCUAAUUGGUUCUCUAAUCUCAGUACAAGCCUCUUAGAGCUUAAAUUAUACAACAGUUCUUUGAAAGGCAAUAUACCGCCUAGCAUUUUCAAUUUAGAGAAAUUAGAGUAUCUAUCCUUGUGUUUCAAUAAGCUAACUGAACAAAUUCCAGAGCCGUUAGGCCAACUUAAGCAUCUAACAUAUCUUGAUCUUGGAAUUAAUUCUUUAAAUGGUCCUAUACCUUCUUCCUUUGGGAAUUUAUCUCGUAUGAGAAUAUUAUGCCUCAACCAAAAUCAGUUGAAUGGCACCAUUCCAAACAGUCUUUGGCUUCUCUCUGAGUUAGAGACGUUGUAUGUCGGAAAAAAUUCUUUAACAGGGACCGUAGAUGAAGGGCAUUUCCAAAAACUCUCAAAAUUAAAGCAUCUCUAUAUGUCUAAAACACGUUUGUUCCUUAAUGUCAAUUCCAAUUGGGAUCCCCCCUUCCAACUUGACUAUGCCUCCAUGAGCUCAAUCAAGAUAGGUCCUAAAUUUCCUUCAUGGCUACAAUCACAAAGAUCCCUCAGUUUUUUAGAUAUGUCCAUGUCAGGAAUUUCAGGCAAAGCUCCGGGUUGGUUCUGGAAUUGGACUUCAAACAUUACAGUUAUCAAUCUCUCUAACAACAACAUAGAAUCUGAUGUAUCAGAUAUUUUUUUGAGUUCUACUGUCAGAGUGCUCAAUAUAGCUAACAACUCAUUUUAUGGACCCAUUUCCACUUUCUUAUGCCAAAAGAAAAUUAGAAAGAAUAAAUUAGAGGUUUUAGACGCAUCAAACAAUCUCUUAUCAGGAGAACUUUCUCACUGCUGGAAGUAUUGGCAGUCUUUGAUCCAUUUAAACUUAGGGAGCAAUAAUCUAGUAGGUAGAAUUCCCUACUCCAUGGGGGCUUUAGUUAACCUCCAUUCAUUGCGUUUACAAAACAAUAGCAUCUAUGGAGAUAUUCCUUCAUCAUUGAAAAAGUGCUCAAAUCUGAGUCUCAUUGAUAUGGGUGAUAAUCAUUUGUCCAUCAUACCACUAUGGAUUGGAGAAAUGACAAAUCUUAUAGUUCUCCGUCUAAGAUCAAGUGAAUUCAAGGGUUAUAUACCUCAACAAAUAUGCCAACUUUCUUCUCUUAGAGUAUUGGAUCUUGCCAAUAAUAGCCUAUCAGGAUCCAUACCAAACUGCUUGAAAAAUAUUAGCGCCAUGGCAUUACCAGAUUCCAAUGUUAAUUCAUUUUAUUCUAUGCCUUAUACAUGUCUGUAUAUAUAUGUAUCCUAUGUUGAGAAUGUUCAGUUGGUAACCAAAGGGGAAGAAAUGGAAUACAAAGAGAACCUUCAAUUAGUUAGGCUCAUAGACCUUUCAAGUAACAACUUGUCUGGAUCAAUCCCUGCUGAAAUUUCUGAUCUUUCCAAAUUACGUUUUUUGAAUUUGUCUCGAAAUCAUUUGAUGGGAAAGAUACCAAAAAAAAUUGGGAGUAUGAAAGAGUUAGAGUCAGUUGAUCUCUCACGAAAUCAUUUAUCUGGUGAAAUUCCUCCAAGCAUGUCUAAUAUGACAUUUCUUAGUCUCCUAGACUUGUCAUACAACAACCUCUCGGGUAGAAUUCCUUCAAGCACUCAGCUUCAAUCAUUUGAUGCCCAGAGUUACAUUGGAAAUCCUCAGUUAUGUGGUGAUCCUCUUCCAAAAGGCUGCACAAGUGAGGAACAAUCUUUGAAUAGAUCACCAAUUGGCAGUGUUGAAGAUGAUUCUAAAAACUCCAGCUUCUACAUUGGUAUGGGAGUUGGAUUUGCAACUGGCUUUUGGGCAAUUUGUGGAGCUCUCUUCUUUAAUAGGACUUGGAGGCAUGCUUAUUUUAGAUUUGCCGAUGAAAUAAAAGAUUGGAUUUAUGUGAUUGCAAUGAGAAAGAUGAAUUUAUUGGAAAAGCUAAGAGUCCGCCUUAGUAAGUGA